AUGCCAAUCAAAACAUAUGUGUACAAGAAUGUUGCCGGUAGUGCACCACUGGAACUGGACGUUCAUUACCAGCCGGGCGGCUCAAGCACGCCCAAGCCGAUUGCCAUUUAUUAUCAUGGCGGUAAUUUUGUUGUCGGCAACAAAAGCAUGAUACAGCUCCAGUACGUGCAAAAACUCCUCGACCUGGGUUUUGGAGCGGUUGUUUCGCCGGACUAUAGGCUCUCGCCCACCAUCUCCGCGUUCGACGGAGCGGUUACGGACUCGAGGGAUUCAUAUGCAUGGGCUCAGACUGAGCUGCCCAGCAAGUUUGCCAAGGAUACGGGCGUGAAUCUGGACCCCGAACGUAUGGUAACCUGGGGACAUUCUGCAGGAGGGGCGCUUGCUCUUCUUAUUGCAUCAAUGGCGAAGCCACCUAGAGCCAUAUUGGAUCUCUGCGGGCUCAAGUUCAUACAAGACAAGUCUUUCAGGGCUCCUGCCAAGCUUCCUCCCAUGGAACUUCCGGGUGUCGAGUUCAGAAAGAAGAUCUACGAGGACGUUCCUCCACCGACCUCGGCCCCGCCACCAUUUGGUCCCAAGGGAUUCGAUGUCACGAGUUACCGCAACGCGUGGCUCUUCGGAACCAUGAAAGAAGGCAGACUUUUCGAUGAACUAGUGCCUGAUGGGAACUAUGAUAACAUAGACCCCGCCGUACUGCUCACGACCUCUUGUCCCCCAACCUUUUUUGUACACGGCUCGGCCGACACGUCCGUUAAUGUCGAAUUGUCUGAGCGCGCACACAAGACGCUGAAAGAAAAAGGAGUCGAAUCUGAGUUGAUCGUGGUGAAUGGAGCUGGCCAUGCUUUUGAUCAAAACCAGAAGCCUGGAGAUCCAGGCUAUGAAGCCGUGGUCAAAGGCUUGGAGUUCUUGCGAGCACACACUUAA
Molecule: messenger RNA, 921 nt
Organism: Diaporthe amygdali
Lineage: Eukaryota; Fungi; Ascomycota; Sordariomycetes; Diaporthales; Diaporthaceae
Exons: 3
Coding region: 1-921 (306 amino acids)
Biological process (GO): proteolysis
Molecular function (GO): serine-type peptidase activity
Source: RefSeq, a predicted model, not a curated record